UCGAUUAUUUUCCACGGUUCAUUUGAAUUCGUACGUUGUUGCCUUUUGUUUUUCUACUUUUACUUAAUUGUAUACUUAUUAUAUCAUAGUCCCUCACAUUGCUUUGCUCCAGUCCAGUGCACAUCUUCUGAUUAUCAAGUUUUAAAUUUCAUUCUCUUGUAUGACAAUUCUGUGACUUUCCCAGUUACCAUUGUAUCAAUUGGGUUUUUUUGGUUAGAGUGAUGGGUAGAAGGAAGCAAAGCCGGCCGAACCGAUCCGGUGGGGUAAUAUUAAAGAGUCUCAGUACUGCUGAUCAGGCAGAAGUUGCUGAAGAUAAGCUUUCAACCGAGGAAUCACGAAAGAAUGAGCUGGAUAAAGUUGAGAAACCAUAUUUUGUGGAAGUUGUUCGGUCUUGUUGGGUUUCGGAUGAGCACCUUGAUAUUGCUGAAAUUGUUUUAACAGAUUUGAAUUGGGGAGAAGAGUUUUCUGGUGAUGGAUUUGGUGAGGAUUUUAAUCAGGAUAGUUACUCCUUAAGGUUUCGAGUGUGCAACAUAAAUGAGCAUAUCAGUCGUAUAAAGUGUGGUGGUCAUUGGCCUGUGUUAUCCUCUGCUGAUAUAUCUUUGGAAUUCAUUAAAAAAUGUCCAACGGAGAAUAUGGAAAGGUUAUCUGUGAUUUUAUCAGGGAGUUUUGAUGGACCGGAUGAAGGUAUCUCUGGGCUUGUUCACUUGGCAAGUUUGAAGUUUAUGACACUGAGGCCAGCUCGGUGGGUUGGGUUUGCGGAUGAUAUGUCAACCAUCAGGGUUAGGGUGGAGAUACUUAAGAGUGCAUUUGAUGCUUGUGAGUCACUGCUGGACACUAAUACUAGGCAACUCUGGAAAAAAAGUAUGUUGAAUGUCAUGGCUUGGCUUCAUCCAGAAGUAAUGACUUCAGAGGCUAGGUACGGAGUCAGUAAAUCAACAGAAAUGGAAGCUGAUUUGCAUACUCAGACUGGAGAGGCUAAUUCAGGACCUGGUAAACGUGCAAGGUUUGAUGUUGCUGGGUUCUAUGAAGCCAUUAAACCAUCAAAAGCAGAUGAAAUGCUUCAAGAUGACAUGCCGGAUUUGCUUCCUGAAUUGAAGCCAUAUCAGCGCCGUGCAGCUUACUGGAUGGUACGGAGAGAGAAAGGAGAUGCAGAAAGUCUGGCCGAAGAAGAGAAAAGUCAGUUCAUAUCACCUUUAUGUUUGCCCUUGGAAUUUCUUGAUACAAGUUCAAAAAUUUUCUAUAACCCAUUCAGUGGAAGUGUUUCGUUGCAUCCACAGAAUUCGUCAGCUUACGUCUUUGGUGGUAUUCUUGCAGAUGAGAUGGGCAUGGGGAAAACUGUUGAGCUUCUUGCUUGCAUAUUUGCUCAUCGGAAGUCAGCAGAUGAAGACAACAUGAUUGCUGAUUCUGAAUCUCAAGCAACCGAGGAUCUGAAAGUCAAUCUUAAAAGAUUAAAAAGGGAGCGAGUUGAAUGUAUAUGUGGAGCUGUGAGUGAAAAUAGGUCAUACAAAGGACUGUGGGUACAGUGUGACGUAUGUGAUGCGUGGCAACAUGCAGACUGUGUGGGUUAUUCAGAGGCCUCUAAUGGAAAAGAAUGUGGAAAGAGUUCAGUGUUUAAUAAGUACAUAAGAAAGAAGAAUACAGCUACAAUAGUUGUGAGAGAUGGGAAAUAUAUUUGCCAGCUAUGCUCAGAGCUGAUAAAUGCUACUAACUCUCCAAUUGCUACUGGUGCCACUAUUAUAAUUUGUCCGGCUCCUAUAUUGCCCCAGUGGCAUGCUGAAAUUAUGCGUCAUACUCGUUCAGGUUCCUUAAAAACUUGUAUCUAUGAAGGUGUGAGGGGGACUUCUUUUUCAAACACAUCUGUAAUUAAUAUUAACGAACUCAUCAGUGCUGACAUUGUAUUAACAACAUAUGAUGUGCUUAAAGAGGACCUGUCACACGACUCUGAUAGGCAUGAAGGUGAUCGACGCCUCAUGAGAUUCCAAAAGAGAUACCCUGUUGUUCCAACUAUUCUGACCAGAAUAUUCUGGUGGAGAAUUUGUUUGGAUGAGGCUCAAAUGGUGGAGAGUAAUGCUGGUGCUGCCACAGAAAUGGCUAUGCGGUUGUACGCUAAGCACCGUUGGUGCAUUACAGGGACUCCUAUACAACGCAAGCUUGAUGACUUAUAUGGACUUCUACGAUUUCUUAAAGCAUGCCCUUUCAAUGCUUCUAGGUGGUGGGUUGAAGUUAUACGAGAUCCAUAUGAGAGGAGAGAUGCAGGGGCUAUGGAAUUUACACAUAAAUUCUUCAAGAAAAUCAUGUGGCGAUCUUCGAAAGCGCAUGUAGCAGAUGAGUUGCAGCUUCCUCCUCAGGAGGAGUGCCUUUCUUGGCUCACUUUAUCCCCAACAGAAGAGCACUUUUACCAAAGGCAACAUGAAACUUGUGUGACUUAUGCCCGAGAAGUCAUUGAAAGUUUGAAAGAUGAUAUUCUGAAAAGAAAAGUCAGAGGCUGUUCAGCAUCUAAUGAUUCAUCAGAUCCUUUCCUCACGCAUGCAGAGGCGGGAAAGCUGCUGAACACACUCUUGAAGCUUCGCCAGGCCUGCUGCCACCCUCAAGUAGGGAGCUCUGGGCUUCGCUCUCUACAACAGUACCCCAUGACUAUGGAGGAAAUAUUAAUGGUUCUUGUAGGUAAAACAAAGAUGGAAGGAGAAGAAGCGCUCAGGGGAUUAGUUGUUGCUCUCAAUGGGCUUGCUGGGGUAGCUGUAAUUGAGCAAAAUUUCACUCAAGCUCUAUCACUGUACAAGGAAGCAUUGGCUUUAGCUGAAGAGCACUCUGAGGAUUUCCGCCUGGACCCGUUGUUGAAUAUUCACAUUUAUCAUAAUCUUGCUGAAAUACUUCCAUUGGCAACAAACUGUUGCCCCUCAAAGGAACAGUUUCCAGGUAGCUCUACGGAAAUGGCCUCCAAGAUACAUGGCAUUGAAAAGUGUGAUCAACAUGUAGUGAAGAGGCGAAAACUGAGUGCGAAAGACAACUUUGCCAUUGGUUCUGGUAACUUACUUGAAGGCACAUCUGAAUUAUCAGAUAAUGAACAAAAGUACUUGUCUGCGUUCAGUGAUGUAUCUUUGAGAACAGCCUGUGACAAUAUUAAACAGAAGUACUUGUCUGCGUUCAGCUCAAAGCUAUCCACAGCUCAACAAGAGUUUAAGAAGUCUUACACACAGGUUUGUAAUGCAAUUAGUGAAAGAAAAGAUCUAAGUGCAGUUUGGUGGUUGGAAGCCCUUCUUCAUUCUGAAAAGAGCAAAGGCUUCUCUAGUGAGUUGACCAGAAAGAUUGAAGAGGCCCUCAUAGGAACUCUAAACAAUUCGAAGUCAUCGAGGAUUGCGUCCCGUUUCCAAAGUAUAAGUGGUCUGAAGUAUCAUAUACAGACUGGUUUGGACCAAUUAGAAGCAUCUAGGAAGCUGUUACUUGAUCGACUCUUAGAAAUUGAUCAGACGAUGGAAAAGCCAAAGGAGGAGGAUAUUCAAAGCGUGAGAUACUGUCGAAAUUGCAAGGCUUAUGAUGAUGGUCCCCUGUGUGUGCUCUGUGAAGUAGAUGAGUUGUUUCAGGGUUAUGAAGCAAGGCUCUUUCGUAGUGAAAAAAUAUGCGGGGGGAUGGCUACAUCAGCUGAAGAGGCUGUGGAUUUGCAGAAGAAGAACUCUGCACUUAAUCGUUUUUAUCAGAAUCUGUCGCAGCCAAAUAAAGAUUUAACGUCACCCUGUUAUAAAGAAUCGAAGAAGAGAGAGAGAGAUGUUGGAAAAGUUGUGGUUUCAAAAUCUCCAUCUGAAUUAGAGGUCGUUCUUGGAGUUAUAAAAAGCCAUUGCAAGGCCCAAAUAGGGAGGGAAGGUAUAUCCGAAGCCACCAAACACCUACAGAUUCUUGAGGGCAUGCGCAAGGAGUAUGGCCAUGCGAGAUCGUUGGCAAUAGCCCAAGCCCAAAUUCUACAAGCUUAUGAUGAAAUUAAUAUGGCAACCUCAAGAUUGCGCCUGGCAGAAAAUGAGAAUGAUAAAUCUCUUGAUGCUUUAAGUGAACAUGACUUACCUUCAGCUAACGUCCUAUACACUAGCGACAAGUUCACAUCCUUGCAGCAGUUGUCUUGCAUAAAAGGGAAACUUCGCUAUUUAAAGGGUCUGGUACAAGCUAAACAGAAGACGCCAUUGGAAAGUCCAAAUCAUUCCUCAGUAGCUGAAGAGGCAGCCACCAUGUCAACUUCUACCGAACAGAAAAAUGAAUGCAUACUUACUGGUGAUAAAGAAGCAUGCCCAGUUUGUCAAGAAACAUUAACCAUUCGAAAGAUGGUUUUUCCAUGUGGGCAUGUUACAUGCUGUAAAUGUUUAUUUGCAAUUACGGAGUGGAGAUUACUUAAUGAUAAGAAGGUUCAAGAUAAGUGGGUAAAAUGCCCAACGUGUCGACAACAUACUGAUGUUGGAAAUAUUGCUUAUGCUGAUGAUGGACAAAGUGAAUCUUCUCGUUCUUCUAUGCUUCAUGCAACCCAAAGUCGUGAAAAGGGUGAAGCAUCUAUUACAGUUAAAGGUUCAUAUGGUACCAAGAUUGAAGCAGUCACGAGAAGAAUCCUCUGGAUAAAGACUACAGAUCCAGAGGCUAAAGUCCUUGUUUUCUCAAGCUGGCAUGAUGUCCUUAAUGUAUUGGAGCAUGCCUUCACUGCUAAUGGCAUUACCCAUAUUCGGAUGAAAGGAGGAAGGAAAUCACAAGUUUCCAUUAGCGAAUUCAAAGGAGAAAAGAGAAGCACGAAAGGAAAUCACAAGAUGCAUGGCCAGGAACCAGACGUAAGACCUGUUCAAGUAUUACUGCUCUUAAUUCAACAUGGAGCUAACGGCCUCAAUCUUCUAGAGGCGAAGCAUGUUAUUCUUGUUGAGCCACUUCUCAAUCCAGCAGUAGAAGCACAAGCAAUCAGCCGGGUACACCGAAUCGGACAGAAAAAUAGGACCAUAGCUCAUCGUUUCAUAGUUAAAGGCACGGUUGAAGAGAGUAUAUAUAAACUCAAUCAGAGCAAGAACACCACUGCCUUCAUUAACGGGAACACAAAGAAUCAAGAUGAACCUUUUUUGACAUUAAAAGACAUUGAAUCCUUAUUUGCAACAGCGCCACCCGCUGUACCAGAAGCUGAUGAAAAGCCAACUGAGGGUUCCGAUGAAAAGGAAACUGAGAGUCUAAGGCAUUUGCCUCCUUCUGUGGCUGCUGCUAUAGCAGCUGAAAAGAGACAGGAGCAGCAUGCAUGUUCUUCAUGAGGGCUCUCACCAAUUUAUUCCAUUCAUCAAAAGCAGGAAGAGAAAAAAGGCAUUUUGUUAGGCGUUCUAACCAUCUUUCUGUUUAGAAUUUUAUAUUCAAAACUAUUAUGCUCAUGUAUAUAUGGGAUUUUUUCAUUAAUGUUGCUGUAAAUUUGUUAGAUGUGUGAUGUUAAUCUUAGUGUAAAUUUGUUAGAUCUCUCUCUCUCUCUCUC
Messenger RNA from Prunus mume (Japanese apricot), 5473 nucleotides. The record is from RefSeq and is a predicted model, not a curated record. Lineage: Eukaryota; Viridiplantae; Streptophyta; Magnoliopsida; Rosales; Rosaceae.